Wickerhamiella sorbophila is the source of this 1143-nucleotide messenger RNA. RefSeq names its product Invasion protein 1. The record is from RefSeq and is a predicted model, not a curated record. Lineage: Eukaryota; Fungi; Ascomycota; Dipodascomycetes; Dipodascales; Trichomonascaceae. Gene Ontology annotation, cellular component: endoplasmic reticulum; plasma membrane; Golgi apparatus. The transcript has a single exon. The coding region runs from base 1 to 1143 and encodes 380 amino acids.
AUGGAAAGCGACAGUGACACCGAGCGUCCACAGAGCCAAGACGAGAAGAAGGUGAAGUCACGCCGUCCUCCUAAUAAUGCAUUUCGACAGCAGCGCUUGAAAGCCUGGCAGCCGAUCCUGACACCGCGCACCGUGCUUCCACUGUUUUUCUCGGUCGCGGCGCUGUUUGCCCUGUUUGGUGGCCUUUUGAUUUGGUCGAGUGUUAUUGUCCAGGAGAUCGUCAUCGAUUACACUGAGUGUGCGUACAAAGCCACCUCUGAUUUCUCCGAUAUGAAGUCCAGUGAUAUAUUGUAUCAUUUCAAAGAUAACAGUUCCCCGAGACAUGCCACCCAGUGGAAAUUUGUGAAUGGAACGGAUUCCAACAACGAGCCCGUAUGCACGCUACGUUUUGAUAUUCCCACGGAGAUGGGCUCGCCGGUUUAUAUGUUUUAUCGCAUGACAAACUUCUAUCAAAACCACCGUCGGUAUGUUCUGAGUUACAACGAGAACCAACUAGAGGGCAAGCCGGAGACCAACAAGACCCUGAAGGACAAGGACGACUGCAAGCCGCUGAUUUUGGCUCCCGACGGACGUCCCUACUACCCAUGUGGUUUGAUCUCCAACUCGCUUUUCAACGAUACGUUCGCGUCGCCCGUGAAUGAGGAGAAUGGCACUACCUAUGACAUGACAACCAACGGAAUUGCUUGGCCCACUGACCGGAACCGGUUCAAGAAGACACAGUACAACAAUUCUCAAGUGGUGCCUCCUCCCAACUGGGCCAAGAUGUACCCCGAUGGCUACACGGACGAGAAUCCCAUUCCCGACAUUUCACAGUGGGAGGAGUUCCAGAAUUGGAUGCGUACUGCUGCUCUGCCGACGUUUUCCAAGCUUGCUCGUCGCAAUGACACCACAGCGUUGCAGCCGGGCACCUAUACAGUCGACAUUGUUCAGAACUUCGAUACUACGCUCUACAGGGGCAAAAAGAUGCUUGUGCUAUCAACGCGGUCUGCGAUUGGUGGCCGCAACAACUUCCUGGGCAUUGCCUACGUCGUUGUUGCCGGGCUAUGUGCGGCUCUCGGCAUUGUGUUCCUGAUCCAGCAUUUGGUCAAGCCCCGACGUAUGGGUGACCACACUUAUUUGUCGUGGAACAGCGAAAGAAAGUGA